Rubroshorea leprosula is the source of this 2202-nucleotide messenger RNA. The record is from the annotation of a GenBank genome assembly. Lineage: Eukaryota; Viridiplantae; Streptophyta; Magnoliopsida; Malvales; Dipterocarpaceae.
CGCCAGUGUCUACAUUUCUCAAUUUGAUUCAAAAUUUCAAACCAAAACUCUCUCCAAUUCUCAUUUCCAUCUUUCGUUUUUUGUAUUCGCAUUCGCUGUUCUCAAUUUCUCUUGAAUUUCUGCAGCAAUGGUCGUCGCGCAGAAACUGAAAGAAGCGGAGAUCACCGAGCAGGACUCGCUUCUUCUGACAAGGAAUUUGCUUCGCAUUGCUCUAUUCAAUAUCAGCUACCUCAGAGGCCUUUUUCCAGAGAAGUAUUUCAAUGACAAGUCUAUCAAGAAGCUAAUGCCUAUGGAUGCUGAGUCUCGUAGACUGAUUGAUUGGAUGGAGAAAGGUGUCUAUGAUGCAUUGCAGAAGAAGUAUCUGAAGACACUACUAUUCUGUGUGUGUGAAGCAAUAGAUGGUCAAAUGAUUGAAGAAUAUGCAUUUUCUUUUAGCUACUCCAACUCCGAUAAUCAAGAGGUUUCAAUGAAUAUUAAUCGCACUGGAAACAAGAAAGGAGGAACAUUCAAAUGUAACUCCAGCAUUGAAAUUACACCCCAACAGAUGAGGAGUUCUGCCUGUAAAAUGAUACGGACAUUGGUUCAGUUGAUGAGAACUCUGGAUAAGAUGCCUGAGGAGCGGACUAUAUUGAUGAAACUCCUUUACUAUGAUGAUGUGACGCCAGUGGACUAUGAGCCUCCAUAUUUUAGAAGCUGUAAAGAAGAAGAAGCCCAUAAUACAUGGACAAAAAGUCCUUUGAGAAUGGAGGUUGGGAAUGUCAACAGCAAACACUUUGUCUUAGCUCUAAAGGUGAAGAGUGUACUUGAUCCAUGUGGGGAUGAAAAUAAUGACAGUCAAGAUGAUGAAGUGAGCUUAGGAACUAAUCAUGCACAAGGAGGCGACAAUUCUAAUUCUGACAGUGAGGAUUAUCCAACUCAAGAAAAUCAAUUCAUAGUUGUUCCAGUAGAUAAGCAACAAGCAGAAGAAGAUAAUGGCAUCAUUGACGAAGAUGAUACUCAAGAUCCUGUGGAAGAUGAAGAACAAUUGGCUAGGGUGAAGGACUGGAUCAACUCUUAUCAUCUUGAUACUAUUGAACUUACUGAUGUUCUCUCAAAUUUCCCAGACAUCUCACUGGUUCUAACUGAAGAAAUUUUGGACAAGCUUGUAAAGGAAGGAGUUUUAUCAAGGACAGGAGAGGACAGUUAUACCAUAAACAAUCAAAAGAAGCCUGACUUUGAGUUCAUGGUUAAGGAAGAAAUGGAUGGUCAAGCAGUCCCAAUUGAUGAGAAAUCUCCGAAGGUUGAUGAUCACAUGUACAUGAAGGCUUUAUAUCAUGCUCUGCCAAUGGAAUAUGUGACGGUUGCAAAGCUUCAGAACAAGCUGGAUGGACAGGCAAAUCAGAGCACUGUUCGAAGACUUAUAACUAAAAUGGCCCAUGAUGGUUUUAUUGAAGCUAAAGGAAACCGCAGACUAGGCAAGCGUGUCAUCCGCUCAAUUUUGACUGAGAAAAAGCUGAUGGAAGUCAAGAAAGCUUUGAACAGUGAUUUUAUGGAUGUGGAUGUCAAUGAACCACAGAAGAAAAGCAAAAAUCCAGAAUCCUACUCAACUGUAAGCAACCAUAGGGAUAUGUCCACAUGCGGCCUCCUCCACUCUGUUGGAUCAGAUAUGACACGCAUGAAGAGUAAAUCUGACAUGCAUCAAAAUGGUUCAACAGGAAGUGAGCAGACUAUCUCAAAGACCAAGGAGAAUGGAAACACUCCCACAAGCAGAGCUGAGCCUGUAGCUUCAAGGGAAAGCUUCAUACCAGGAUAUGAGAAAAGCAAAGCAAAUGGAAACUGUGAUGAGGCAGACAAUGUUAUCUGCAGUGGACCCUCCCAGGAGAAGCGUGGCAGGAAAGCAAGCAUGGUCAAGGAUCCAAUCCUCCAGUAUAUGAAGCGCCAGAAAUCUCAACCCAUAUGAAAGGCAUCAAGAAUGUAAUCCCAUGCUUUCUUUAUCUACUUUCAGUUAAAAACUUAACAUAUAGAAAAGUAAAGAAUUUUAUCAGAUUUGGAGAGCUUGUUAUAUAAAUAUAAAAACUUCAUGCCUGGAUAGUUUGAUUCAUAAAUAUUGGCCACUGCUUUUGGUCAAUGCUAGAAAUCAAAAUGUUAAGAUUUCAUUGUUUUUAGUACUCAGUGAAAAUUUAUAGUUACCUAUCAAUGGAAUUAUGCGAGUUCUAGUACUUU